CAAGCUGAGCGACUAAGGUUAAACAACUUGCACGGCUGUUCUAUAAGUAUUAAAAAUACUAAAUCUGUUCGUUUGAAACAAGAAUGCUGCUUAAAGUCUUGCUGUUUUUCUUCUUUGUUCACGUUGCGCACUCGGGUAAGUUUUCAACGUUUUCUACAAUGGCAAUUUUUACUGUACGAUGGUGACACCUAAAUUGGGCCUUCGUGGCUUCAGUAUGGCUAUACGUAAACUAGAUUUUGGUUCAAGAUUAAAGUUUCCGUUAUUGGUGUACUACGUGCGAUACUACGAUGUACAUCUUUGCAAAAUGAAAAGCAAAAUAGAUGUAUAAAAUAUGCAUGCACAGUUUCGACUGACGCCCCAUGCAAUCCCUCGAUUCAGGGCUCGAAGUGGAGAAAAAAUACGGCCUUCCAGUCUAAUAUUUAGCCUGCCAUUUUUAUUCAUUGAACUGCCGAAAUGGCGAUGUAUCAUAGGAGUCAUAUUGUAAAAAUCAAUGUUUUCAUGAUAUGCAUUUUUAUUAUUUUUAAACUUGUCCAUAUUUUACUACUGUAGACUUGGAUUUACAUUUCAAAUCUAAACGUAUUUAGUCACCUAUAAUAAAAUAAUCUAGUAUAUAUAUAUAUAUAUAUAUAUAUAUGUAUAUAUAUAUAUAUAUAUAUAUAUAUAUAUAUAUAUAUAUAUAUAUAUAUAUAUAUAUAUAUAUAUAUAUAUAUAUAUAUAUAUAUAUAUAUAUAUAUAUAUAUAUAUAUAGUUGUGGUAAGCAAAUGAAAUGAAAUAUUUUUUUUACUUGGCAGUUCAAAUUUGUUUUUGCAUGCCAUUUCUAAAAUGUGGCCUUCUUCUGGCCAUUGGCAGCCCGCUAUUUCGAGCCCUGUCUCUAUUUGUAUUUAGGUAUUUGGCAUUAUGUCGGCCACGCCUGCAUUGGUGCGAAGGGCAACAGCUAUAAAGAACUGGUGUAUAAAGGACCAAACGUUUUUGUUGGCGCCGUGAAACUUGUUCACACUUCAGGCUAUGUGUCGUGCAGGUCAUCUAGUCGAAAUUCCUACUGGGGCUGUGAUAGCAGCAAGGUUCUUGCUAUUACCAUCACAGAUACUAGCGAUAGAGUCCUUUAUCCUUCGCCACAUUUGAUUAAAAGGGGAGGAGCCGGUUGGUAUGAGAUGCCAGGAUACAACGGUGUUUCCCCUGAGCUCAUCUUUAGAGAUUUCUGUGAGCCGCAAUAUUUCAAGAAAGGUAGAAAACUGAGAGUUUGGUAUGGCGAAGAUCUACAUGGUCACACUGAACAUGAUAACCAUGGAAAAUCCUGCAUGCAUGUUUAUUUCUAUUUGUUGGCACAUUAACCUUGGAUUUGUACGUUAAAACUACCUAUAACCGUAUAACUACCAACAAUAUUUACUUUUUAUCUCGAGUUUUUGUUAUACUGUAGCUACUGUAUUAUUUUGUCGGAACGUACGAACUUUUACUGAGUUUUACUUGAUUAAAAUUUGGUAAUUAUCAAACAAUGUGAUUUAGAUGAUUGUUGUAUUAGCGAAAAAUCGUAAUGUAUCAACUGAAUGUUAUGGAAAUUACAAUGACCUAUUAAAUAAUGAGCAAUGC
Messenger RNA from Paramuricea clavata, 1587 nucleotides. The record is from the annotation of a GenBank genome assembly. Lineage: Eukaryota; Metazoa; Cnidaria; Anthozoa; Malacalcyonacea; Plexauridae.